Messenger RNA from Ctenopharyngodon idella (grass carp), 7087 nucleotides. RefSeq names its product trichohyalin-like. Gene Ontology annotation, molecular function: actin filament binding. The record is from RefSeq and is a predicted model, not a curated record. Gene Ontology annotation, cellular component: actin filament; dendrite; site of polarized growth. Gene Ontology annotation, biological process: neuron projection morphogenesis; positive regulation of dendritic spine morphogenesis; regulation of actin filament polymerization. NCBI's taxonomy places the organism in Eukaryota, Metazoa, Chordata, Actinopteri, Cypriniformes, Xenocyprididae. The transcript is spliced from 13 exons. Bases 170 to 5422 code for a protein of 1750 amino acids.
UCCUAAGAGUUUGCAUACAAUUGACAAAUGCUGGCUAUUUUAAUCUUUCAGGAGGACAUAUAGCUGAUGCCAUAACGAGAUCUGCUGUAUGAGUACAGGUUAUUGUAGUCGCAUUUGUUUUGCAUUUAAAGAUUGGAAAUAAUACUUUCUAAACUACAUUAACAUCAUCAUGAAAUCAAUGAGGGAAGUAAAUCUGGAAACAUACAGUUUGUCUCUACUUACGGCAAAAGAAGAUAUCCUGAAUCCACGAUCAUCAACAAACUGGGCUUUAUUUGCCUAUGAUGGAAUAAUGAACAGGCUCAAACUGGCUGAUUCUGGAGUAGGUGGACUGAAAGAAUUGUCGACUAAACUCCACCCUAGACUGCCACUUUACGGGAUGUGCAGAGUGGGCCCAGCUCAACCCUACAUCGUUAUGAUAUUAUGGGUAGGGAAUGAAGUGGACGAGUACCGCAGAGCUGAGUGUGCAAGUCAUAUACCAGCGAUCAGGGCCUUCUUUAAGGAAGUUCACAUCUUUCUUCCUGCCCGCACUUUGGAUGAAAUCACAGAAGAGAGGAUCUGUGCACUGGCCCAUAAUGCUGCAGUGGUCACGAAGGGGCCGAGAGUGAGACCCAGCCGCCGGAUGGAAGACAGACAGGCGAUUGUGGGCACUAAUUACAAGCGAACAAUCGCAGCCGCAGAGAUCCAGAGAAUCCAGAGAGAUUCUUUCUGGGCACAAGCAGAGAGAGAAGAGGAGGAAAGGAAAAAGGAAGAACAGCGGAGGGCAGCAGAGGACAGGAGACAGAGAGAGAGAGAGCGAAUGCUCCAGGAAAAGAGAGAUGCGGUGGAGAGAGAGAGGAGGUUGAAUGAAAAGGAACAGAAAAUAAAGGAGCAGAGGAGAAUACAGGCCCAAAUGGAGGCUGAGGCCCGCAAACAAGAGAAAUUAAAAUGGCAUCAGGAAAGGCAGCGUGAAGAAGAUGAAAUGAGAGCUAGAUAUUUCCCCUCUGAAUCAGAGGAAAAAUCUGCACAGGAGGCAGCAGCUCUAGUGUCUCAGCGUGUUGUAAACCCCAGAGAGUUUUUCAGACAACUGUCCUCCACAAGUGUCCAGACAGAUUCCAAUCCCAGCUCAACAAAUCCAGUCAGGAGCCCCUAUAGACAACUGCAUCGCAGUCAGACGGACAGUAUCUUCAGGUUUAAUGAAUCACCUUCUUCUACACCUGCAUCCCCGUACAGAUCAUCAGUGGUAUCUCCUUACAUUCAGUCGACUACCACUUCGCAGAGCCCACCUCUUUUCACUAACACUGCAGCUUCCUCAUUGCAGAAUGGUGCAACGUUAUCUAUCAAAAGCCAGAUCCACCCAACUUCACCUAAGAUAAUGGAGUCAUGUGCCGUAACUGCCGCUGACCCUGCGCCACGGCUCCAAACUCAAUCAUCACCUUCAACUAUUGCAACUGAAUCUGAAACAGAAAGUCCUAUUGGUGAAAUACUAGAUAGUCUGGUCUUUUAUCCACCUCCACCAACUGCUGAGCAGCUCAAAACAGAUCAAUCAGAGAUGGUGGAUGAGUUUCCUCCACCUCCAUCUGGUUUUGAGAAUUCACCGGAAUUGGCUGUGAACCAGCCUGAGACACUUGUCGACCCCUUAGACACCCUUAUGUCAUCUCUUCCUCCAUCAUGUCUUGUGGUACCUGAGCCCCCCUUCAGACCGCUUCCUGCACUGCCUGUUGCCCCACGAAUGCUGAAAGACCUGGAAUUGAAAGGAGAUUUUACUGCUCGGGCAUCGGUUAUAUCUACGGUUGAGGAGGAAGAUGUGGAGGAAGAGAAUGAGGAAAGGGAGAUUAAAGAUGAGGGGAAAGAUGUGCCAGGGAGUGAUGGAGAGAAAAGGGGUCAGGAAGAAGGUAAGGGAGGUCGAGAAGAGGAGGAGGAACAUGAUGGGCUGAUUAUGGAAAAACAUGAAACUGAAAAAGAAUUUAAUGGUAAAAUGAUGGAAAAAUGUGAGAGUGGGAAAGAACAAGAUGGUAAAAUGUUGGAAGAACAUGAGAGUGGAAAAGAACAAGAUGAGAAAUUGUUGGAAGAACAUGAGAAUGGAAAAGAACAAGAUGGUAAAAUGUUGGAAUGUGAGAGUGGAAAAGAACAAGAUGGUAAAAUGUUGGAAGAACCUGAAAGUGGAAAAGAACAAGAUGGUAAAAUGUUGGAAUGUCAGAGUGGAAAAGAACAAGAUGAGAAAAUGUUGGAAGAACAUGAGAAUGGAAAAGAACAAGAUGGUAAAAUGUUGGAAUGUGAGAGUGGAAAAGAACAAGAUAGUAAAAUGUUGGAAGAACCUGAAAGUGGAAAAGAACAAGAUGGUAAAAUGUUGGAAUGUCAGAGUGGAAAAGAACAAGAUGAGAAAAUGUUGGAAGAAAGUGAGAGUGGAAAAGAACAAGAUGGGAAAAUGUUGGAAGAACAUGGGAGUGGAAAAGAACAAGAUGGGAAAAUGUUGGAAGAAUGUGACAGCGGAAAAGAAAAAGAUAGGAAAUUGUUGGAAGAACAUGAGAGUGGAAAAGAAAAAGAUGGGAAAAUGUUGGAAUGUGAGAGUGGAAAAGAACAAGACGAGAAAAUGUUAGAAGAAAGUCAGAGUAGAAAAGAACAAGAGGGAAAAAUGUUGGAAGAACCUGACAGUGGAAAAGAAAAAUAUGGUAAAAUGUUGGAAUGUCAGAGUGGAAAAGAACAAGAUGAGAAAAUGUUGGACGAAAGUGAGAGUGAAAAAGAACAAGAUGGGAAAAUAUUGGAAGAACAUGAGAGUGGAAAAGAACAAGAUGGUAAAAUGUUGGAAGAACGUGAGAGUGGAAAAAAACAAAAGGGGAAAAUGUUGGAAGAACGUGAGAGUGGAAACGAACAAGAUGGGAAAAUGUUGGAAGAAUGUAAUUGUGGAAAAGAACUAGAUGAGAAAAUGCUGGAAGAACGUGAGAGUGGAAAAGAAGAUAAUGGGAAAAUGUUGGAAGAAUGUGACAGUGGAAAAGAAAAAGAUGGGAAAAUGUUGGAAGAACAUGAGAGUGGAAAACAACAAGAUGGUAAAAUGUUGGAAAGUGAGAGUGGAAAAGAAGAUGAUGGGAAAAUGUUGGAAGAAUGUGACAGUGGAAAAGAAAAAGAUGGGAAAAUGUUGGAAGAACAUGAGAUUGGAAAAGAACAAGAUGAGAAAAUGUUGGAAUGUGAGAGUGGAAAAGAACAAGAUGAGAAAAUGUUGGAAGAAUGUCAGACUGGAAAAGAACAAGAUGGGAAAAUGUUGGAAGAACAUGAGUGUGGAAAAGGACAAAGUGAGAAAAUGCUGGAAGAACGUGACAGUGGAAAAGAACAAGAAGGGAAAAUGUUAGAAGAAUGUGAGUGUGGAAAAGAACAAGAUGGGAAAAUUAGUGAGGAAGAAGAGAAUGAAAAAAUACAACAUACAAAAAUUAUGUUAGAAUAUUAUGCAUUAGAAAAUGAGCACGAUAGGGAAAUUACAGAAAAACAUGAGGAAGAUGGGAAAAGUUUGAAAGAAUGCGAGAAUGAAAAAAUGAUGGAAGGACAUGAGCAAGAUGGAAAAAUUGUGGAUGUAUUUGACAAUGAUAAUGAACAAGAUAGGGAAAAAAUUGAAGUAUUUGAGACUGAAAAAAUGAUGGAAGAAUGUGGGCAAGAAAAUGAGCAAGAUAGUAAAAGUACAGAAAUAUGUGAGGAAGAACAUGAGAGUGAACAGAAACAAGGUGGGGAAAAUAGAAAAAUAAUGGAAGAACAUGGAAGCAAAGAAAAACAAGAUAGGAAAAUUGUUGAUGCAUUUGACAGUGACAAAGAACAAUAUGGGACAAGCAUGGAAGUAUCUGAGACUGAAAAAAUACAUUAUGUGAAAAGUAUGGAAAAAUGUGUGCAAGAAAAUGCGCAAGAUGGAAAAAUUGUAGAAAAAAGUGAAAAAGAACAUGACAAUGAAAAAGAACAAGAUGGGAAAAUUGUAGUAAAACAUGAAGAUGGGAAAAGUCCGGAAGAACACAAUAGUGAAAAAAUGCAGGAUUGGAAAAUGAUAGAGGACUGUGAGAGUGAAAAAAUACAAGAUGGAGACAUCAUAGAUGAACAAGAAAGUGGCAAAGAAGAAGAUGGGGGAAUUCUGGAAAAUGAGCAAAAUGGAAAAAUUGUAGAAAAAUGUGAGGAAGAACAUGAGAGUGAAAAAGAGCAAGAUAUGAAAAUUAUACAAACAAAUGACUGUGAAGAACAAGAUGGUAGAAGGUCAGAAGAACGGGACUGGAAAAUUAUGGAAGAGCUUGAGAGUGAAAAAAUACAAAAUGCAAAAAUGAAGUUAGAAUAUAUGGGAGAAAAAGAGCAAGAUUGUAAAAUUGGGGAAAGGCAUGAAGAUGAAAAAAGUCUGGAAGAACACAAGAGUGAAAAAGAACAGGAUUGGAAAAUGACAGAAGACUAUGAGAGUGAAAAAAUUCAAUAUGGGAACAUCAUGGAAGAACAUGAAAGUGAAAAAGGACAAGAUGGGAUGACGGAAAACCGACAGAUCCAAGACAAUGAAGGAAUGUCAUGUGUGGAUGUAGACAGAACAGUGAAUGUGACUGUGCUCAGGAAGGACGAAUCAUAUCCAGAGAUUAUAAAGAGGGAUGAGGCUACAGAAGAAGGCGUUGAACAGGUGAAGAGUGAUAAAGUAAAUGAGAAGGAAGAGAUGAACACACCUUUAAUCCAGACCGAAGAAUCCAGUGCUGAUACACUUUUCUCCCAGCAUUCACCACUCGUCCCAGAAUCCCAUGCCACAGAGCCAUCUCAAUACAAUGACAUAUCUACUCCUGAAAGUAUUUCAACCACUCAAGAUAAAAAUGAGCCACAGACAAGCUCCUCACACCAAAUAAACUUACCAACUAUUCAGGUUGAGUCAGAUCUUUCCAACCUGAGCAAUCAAAGAGAUUCAGAAGACAUGAAAGAGAAGACAUCGGAAUCUGUUGACUCUCACUCUUCCUCCAAAAACAGCCCAGACGCUGAACAGGGUCUUAAUAAAGAAACACAUGUUACAGUGAAGGAUGAACAGACUGAUGCAGAAAUGCUUAAAGAGGUUAACAUUUUGGACGGCAGCAAUGAUUUGGUUGAAGGGAUCAAUGCUGAGUGCAAGACAUCACCUAUAUCUGAGAAUCAAGCCAGGAUUGGACAGCCAGAUGAGAAGGAGGGGCUUGUACCUGUCAGUAAUUUCCUCCAAGACCCAGAUACUGCAGUAAACCUAAAGCAUUGUAUUACUCAUCAGCUGGAUCCGACCAAUGACUUAAGUGAUGUUGAAGAGGGAGAGGAGGCUAUAUCACUCAUAUUUAGAGACAGAGAUGUGGAGCAAAACUUAAAAUGUGAUUCAGAUCCUUAUCAAGAGAAUGAAGACAUAAAACACCAGUUUCCACAGAAAUGCAAAACCAUCACAAAAACACCCAGUGACACGAGAAAUGAUAAGACAGCCGAUGAAAAAUGAGGAGAUAAUUGGAGAUACCAUGGGAACUGUGUACCAAUCAUAGAGGAGAGAACCGAUAGAUGACCAACAGAUGUUUCUCUCAGCCAAUCACUGGAGGCCUUUCAGUGAUUUACUCACAAUUAUUCUCAUAUGUGCACAAUACUGCAAUAUAUUGUAUGUAAGUAGCACGUGUUCAGAACUGUGUCCACAAAUGCACUUGAUAUACAAUGGGGUCCAAAAGUCUGAGACUAGUUUUAAAAAUGAAAAUUCUCUUAUCAUUUACUCACCCUCAUGCCUUCCCCAAUGUAUAUGACUUUAUUUCUUCAGAUACCGUAAACACAAACGAAAAACCGUUCACAAGAGGGACGCUGUGACGCGUGACAUAAGUGUGUUCUGAAGCUCGCACAAAAGGACCGCCACUACUCACAUGAGCUUCACAACGCACUUAUGUCACGUCAUAAUGUCCCUCUUGUGAACGCUUGUAUAACAGUAGACCAGAAGCAAUGAUUUAUAGUUUAAAAAGUAAAAAAUCUUAGUAUUUUUCUUACACACACUUAUCAUUUCACUUCAAAAGUCAUUGUUUCAUCCACGUGAGGGUGAGUAAAUAAGACAAUUUUCAUUUUCAUAGACGGUUAGGUUAGGGUUAGGUGUUAGUGUUUGUGUUAGUAGAAUAAAUUAACAUGUAGUUGCAAAGUUGCUUAUAGUCAGUAGAAUGUCUGUUGGUGGAGCAUCAAAAUAAAGUGUUAGCAGAUAUUAAGCAGACAGUCUACUGAUACUCUAAUGAGAGGUAGUUGACAUGUAGUUUCAAAGUUAGUAGAAUGUCUAAAGUGGACUAUCGAAAUAAAGUGUUACCUAAAGAAGACAUAUUUCUAAAAUUACGCUAGAAAAUGUGAUCAUCAGGUUUUGUUCAUGUCAGCUUUAGUGCUGCUGUCAUAGAGUGCAAAAGUUGGGUUCCAUAAGUAAAAACUCCAUUCAUUUUCUCCAUAGGGAAAUUGAUUUUUAACGAUAACUUAUAAACCUUUAAAAAAGUUUUACUGUGAGCUACGAGGUUGUUGAUUGAUAGUAGUUGAUUCCGUUGAAGCCGUCAGACCGCAAUAUUUCAUCGUAUUUUUAAAAUAAUCAUUUAACAGCGGAAUUCGCAGUGAAAAACUACAUUAUCCAUGAUACUGUACAGAAAAUUCCACAAAAAGCUAAAUGCGCCAAAAGCGCACCUUAGCUCCGCCCACUCCCAUGAAGCACUGCGAAUUACAUAAUCAAGUCGAUCUCCCUACGCUUUCAAAAUACUUAAAUAUUUGUCUAUAUGUGAUUCUUGUAGCUGGUUGGCUUGGUUCGUGGCUUAUAAUGCUUUAAUGAAGACUUUUUUUUAAAAUCCCUAUAGGAAAAAUGAAAUACUUGGAACCUAUGCUGCUGAAAAAGUGUGAGGGCGCUGUUGAACUCUAUUGAAGCAAAAGGACAUAACAAAUAGCCUACUAAUAGCUUGCUUACUAGCUUGCUAAUAUAAUUUUUAACUGAAAAAGUGCACUACAUUAGAAAAGAAAAGAAGUGGACUUUCGGACCCCACUGAAGGUUGUGUACAGUUACAGAGCAUAUAUUUGUAUUUAUUAUACAUUUUUUCUCUUGAAUGUUGUUACUGCAUAAUGGUUUUUGAAUUUUACUCACUUUCCAAUAAAGAUUUCUCUGCAACCA